Macrosiphum euphorbiae (potato aphid) is the source of this 201-nucleotide messenger RNA. Lineage: Eukaryota; Metazoa; Arthropoda; Insecta; Hemiptera; Aphididae. The record is from the annotation of a GenBank genome assembly.
AUGCUUAAUAAAGAUAAUGAUAACAUCAUAUGCAACAAUAAUCGGCGAAAAGAAUUUUUUGAAAAAUGUCGACAGUUUUUACAAACAGCGUCAUUAGAAUUAAAAAAGAGGUACAACAUGGAGGAUCCAAUUUUAAUGCAAUUCCACAUGCACAAAAUUCACUGCUUUGAAACAAAAAAAUGCAUUGUCAUUAGAGUUUAG